This is a messenger RNA of Cannabis sativa, 1978 nucleotides long. Its product is annotated as calreticulin-3. Gene Ontology annotation, molecular function: calcium ion binding. Bases 422 to 1699 code for a protein of 425 amino acids. The record is from RefSeq and is a predicted model, not a curated record. Lineage: Eukaryota; Viridiplantae; Streptophyta; Magnoliopsida; Rosales; Cannabaceae. The transcript has 14 exons. Gene Ontology annotation, cellular component: endoplasmic reticulum; endoplasmic reticulum membrane. Gene Ontology annotation, biological process: protein folding.
GGCGAAGACUAUGAAAUACACAGUACACACACCAUUUUAAAGACUAGUUUUUCUUUUAUAUGAAAUGAAAAUAGGGUCACUUUUGUGUUAUUGUAAGAAGCAAUAUGAUUGGCCAAUGAAACGUUUCAGUGGUUCCUGAUUGGUCCAAACAUAGAGGGAGACAAAAAUGUAUUUCUUUCAUUGGCUUAAACACUUUUAAUGGCACUAAGGGAAUGUAGUCUUCAUCAUUAGUCAUUACAAAUCCAAGUUGACUACUUGACUUGGAUAAUCAACAACACGUAGCUAUAUAUUCCACGAAGGGCAAUACUGCAAUUAAGCCAAAGAAGUACGGGCUUUCUCUUGAUCCUAUUUCUAUAAUUAGGAACCUUUCUUUAUAGUCUUCACUCUUUACUCUUUAGCACCAUUCCAUUGCUCUCUGCCAAUGGCGGACCGCUUUUGUAAUAUGCAAUAUUUGGCAUUAACUCUCUCACUGCUCUUCUCUCUCUUUCAGUCUUCACUUGCGGAAAUCUUUUUUGAAGAGCGAUUUGAUGAUGACUGGCAAUCUCGCUGGGUUGAAUCUGACUGGAAAAGGACAGAGGGAAAAGCUGGUUCUUUUAUACACACACAGGGAAAGUGGCAUGGAGACCCAGAUGAUAAAGGUAUUCAAACAUCCAGUGAUGCCAAACAUUUUGCCAUCUCUGCCAAGAUACCAGAGUUCUCCAAUAAAAACAAAACAUUGGUCCUACAGUAUUCUGUAAGGUUUGAGCAGGAGAUUGAAUGUGGUGGGGGCUAUAUAAAGCUUCUCUCCGGAUUUGUCAAUCAAAAGAAAUUUGGAGGGGACACCCCUUAUAGCUUAAUGUUCGGACCGGAUCUAUGUGGCACAGACACAAAGAAGCUUCAUGUUAUACUAUCCUACCAGGGCCAAAAUUAUCCCAUCAAGAAAGAUUUGCAGUGUGAAACUGAUAAGUUGACUCAUUUCUACACAUUCAUUCUUAGGCCUGAUGCAACCUACAGUGUCCUUGUGGACAACAGAGAAAGAGACUCAGGAAGCAUGUACACAGAUUGGGAUAUUCUUCCUCCAAGAAAGAUUAAAGAUUUGAAAGCAAAGAAGCCUGCAGACUGGGAGGAUAAAGAGUACAUUGAUGAUCCUAACGACUUCAAACCCGAGGGUUAUGAUUCUAUUCCAAGAGAAAUUCCUGACCCAAAAGCUAAAGAGCCUGAACACUGGGAUGAAGAUGAGGAUGGUGUAUGGAAACCACCAAAGGUACCAAAUCCAGCUUACAAAGGACCGUGGAAGCGCAAGAAAAUCAAGAAUCCCAACUACAAAGGAAAAUGGAAGGUUCCAUAUAUUGAUAAUCCAGAGUUUGAAGAUGACCCUGAUCUGUAUGUGCUUAAGCCAAUCAAAUAUGUGGGCAUUGAAGUUUGGCAGGUUAAGGCUGGUUCAGUUUUUGACAACAUUUUAAUCUGUGAUGAUCCUGAGUAUGCAAAACAAGUUGUUGAGGAUGUAUUUGCCCAUAGAGAGGCUGAAAAGGAUUCCUUCGAGGAAGCAGAAAAAGUGAGAAAAGCACAGGAAGAAGAGGAAGCUCGGCGAGCUAGAGAAGAAGGCGAAAGAAGGAGACGAGAGAGGGGUCAUGACCACCGAGGGCGGCGAGACAAAUACAGGGACAAAUAUAGAAAGCGUUAUGAUCGCCACUGGGAUGAUUAUCAUGACGAGCUUUGAUUGGUUUUGCCGCGUCUGUUUUCCAAAUCGUUUCAUUGCCAAAAAAAUGUCUUUCAUCCAUUGUAGUUCACGUUUUAGAUCCAGUCAAGUUUAUCCAUCUUGGCCAGAGCAAUGAUGCUUAAUGUGUUUUUCUUAUGCAUUGCUUGCUAGAUUACCUUAUGGUAGCAGUAUAUUUUUACAUAAACCAAUGCUGCGAUUGACAGCUAUUCUUCUGUAGUAACUGUAUGGGGCAAAGGCUUUUAGCCUGCGGCUUUCAAUAAUAAUGUAUUUCAGCAAAAA